AUGUCUCGUCGUCACUCCGAUUCCAAGCGACGCCAUUCUAGAUUCGAUCCACAACCGAGCCCCAAGAGAUAUAGGAGGGAUGGAUAUGGAAAAGAUGGGAAAGAGAGAGUGGCAAAUAGCGGAAACGUUCAAGAUAGAGACAAUCGCCAGCUGAAUGAACACGAUCCUCCUUCGGCUAAGCAACAAUCUGCCUCUCGUUACAACAGAUCAAAUGAUCAGCAUGCACCUCAUCCCGCUCAACACGACAAACGAGGUAGCAUUGGGCAGGUUGGCCAAAGCACAGGUCAAAGAAAAUCAGGUGAGCGUGGAUGGUGGAAGGACUCAAGCAAGCAGCUUAAUGAAAAGUCAGAGACAAGUCACCACAGAGAGCAGAGAGACGAGAAAUCACAAGCUAAACCGGAUGAUAAUACUUUCCGGAGAAGAGAUGAUUUUUCUGAAAGAAAAGAUAAUCGACCUCCUAACUCGAGGAAAAGACCUGCAUUUAGGGAGAAUAAGAUUCCAAUGGAUUCAGGAGAUGCUAAUCUGGCUGCAGCAGUGGCAGUAAAGUCAAGCCAGAUUGACCACCCUCUAGGAAGGAAUGACAGGAAGAAGGAGGAAAGAAGCAGCAAUCUACACCAUUUGGAUAGACCUGAGAAGCCUCUUGCAGAUGACAGAGCACCUAACAAGGUUGGAGCUAGGAGAGAUGGGUUUCCAUCAAGAGGAAGAAGGUAUGGGGGCAAUGACAGCUACAGGGGAAGAGAUAAGUUUAAUGGAAGACAAGGUUAUCGUCCGGAUAAGACGCAAACUGAGAAGUGGAAGCAUGAUUUGUAUCAAGAUGUAAGUAAGGAUCCUAUUCCACACAAUGAGGAUGACCAGAUUGCAAAGCUGGAAGCACUCUUGGCAUCAUAA
Molecule: messenger RNA, 888 nt
Organism: Sphenostylis stenocarpa
Lineage: Eukaryota; Viridiplantae; Streptophyta; Magnoliopsida; Fabales; Fabaceae
Source: the annotation of a GenBank genome assembly